AAAGUUCGCGUAAAUAGUGUCAGUUGAAUUUAUCAAACGACUAUCCAGGAUUGCAUGAAGUGGAGGAGUCAUUGCUGUACUUCCAGCAAGCUCGAAGCCUCUUACGUUACGUGGUGUCUGCAGUUAUAGCUGACAACAGCAAGUCGCAGGAAGGUGACAGAGUUUCUUCUGAGUUAAGGAGCCUUAGGAUAAUUUUACUGGAAAUUUUACAUUCGAAAGUGAAAGGAUCGGGGGUGAGAGAGACCAUUACAUCGAGCUGUUUGCAACAGAACGGGGAAAACACUUUCAUCAUCCUAGUGACAGGAAACAGCCCUGGAGUACUAGGCAACCCGACGUGCAGAGUUGCAGUGCAAGCAAAGUCAGCGACAGGCGUUCAAGAAGGAACUUGGCAACGCUGAAGUAAGAAGAUAGAAGAUACUAAAGGAAAAUGGUCAAACUUGCGAGCAUACUGCUAUGGCUAGUAUUAAUUCGAGAUUCAGCACCAACUUUAAGUAAAAUAAACUAUACGAUGGAAGAGUAUGAUGGAUCCUCCAGAAUUUUCUACGAAAUUAAAGAGUCAACAUUGCGCCCAGCACAAGUUGAGGCCUCCGGAUGGACCUACAAGGAGGGAAACAAUGGACCUAGUGACUGGCCAGGGAUGUGUCAGUCUGGGACCAGACAGUCACCAAUAGACCUCGACCCGCAAACAACUGUUCCUGGACGUUUUAUGCCCUUAGUUCUCCUCAACUAUGACCGGAGGUUGGUGGCGAAUAUGACUAAUAAUGGUCACACGGUGGUGUUGACAGUGGAGCAGCCCUGUGAAGUGGUUAUGGCAGCUGGUGGUUUGCCUGCUGCCUACCAUCUGGAACAGAUACACUUCCAUUGGCAGUCUGAACACACUUUUCAAGGAAAGAGAUUCCCUCUAGAAAUGCAUAUGGUGCAUUAUGAUCGUCGAUUCAAGAAGCUUGAGGAUGCAGCAAAAGUUAAUCGGGGUUUAGCUGUGCUUGCAGUUUUAUUCUAUGAAACAAAUGAGCCAAACAAGCAGCUCCAGCCAAUUUUGGAAUCCAUAUCUCAAGUGAGUCAUGUGGAGGGAAUCCAAUUUCAGUCCUCGCAACUUGUGAGACUCCAAGAUUUAUUACCUGAUGAAUUUAAUUACUUCUACCGCUAUGCUGGUUCACUCACAACGCCACACUGUGAUGAAUCAGUUGUGUGGACUGUCCUAGCACACCUCAUGCCCAUUGGGGAAAAGCAGGUGGCACAAUUCCACAAGGUCCAUUCACACCAUGAACCACUUACAUCCAACUACAGACCACUCCAGAAGGCGAACAACCGCCGUAUCUACUUGCAGCAGCCUUCUGAAGAAUACCAAGAAAUAUCAGCUUCUCCCAAACUAUAUCAGACAUGUUUUAUUGUAAUUGUAUUGGGGAUAUUCAGUAUGAUGCAUUGACCUUUUUAGUUAAUUUAGUUUACACGUGACAGAAUCAAGAAUCAAGAAAAAAUUUACUGAAUUUAUUUGCAAUAUAGAAGAUGCUUUUUUUUAAUCGCUGAACCAUGUCCUUUUAUCAUAAAAGCCUAUAUUAAUUGCACCAUAUUUGCAUUUAAAAUGGUUGUAUGCACAGGAAGUACAGUAUUCAGUGUGAAACGUGUUCAAUGUGCCCCCCCCUAUGAAACUGUGUGUCAUAGUCAAAUGAUGAAAUUCUGCAGAAUGGCUUGCACACUUCGUGUGGAAUUAAGAACACCUUUUGUUCUUUUGCCUUUUUCAGAUCAUUAAUUGUGCCAGAGUUAGUAGUGAACACUUUAUUCUUGGGAUAGCUCCAUAGGAAAGUCACAUUAGUUUAAAUCUUGUAACAGAGGUGACCGCUCAAAACCAGUACCAUGAACAUGAGAAAAUAUGUUUGAAAGUGUUCUGUUUCCAAAUAUUUCCUUAAGAUAAAAUCCAACGCAAUACUGGCUGUAUAACCUUACUGCCAUCUUUGAGCCGAUUGUCUAGAUAGUGUGGGACCCUCAAAGUCUCACAACCCUAUGGGCCUUUAUGGCCUGGUACAAGGAUAGCUUUACUUUUAAUAUUGGCUGCAUGAGGCCUCAUGCCAUUUCAUUGGAACCAGGCCAUACUGAUAUCAACAUUGCAACCUGUGAGACAAUUUACGUCGUUCUGCAAAACAUUAAUGUAAACAUGAGAACUGACUUUCCCGAAUAAACACGGAACUCAAUAUGCCAAUAUCAGAAAGCGCACUGCACAGUGUAACUUAUUCAGGAUCUAGGGGCUGUUAGUGCCAGUCUCUGGAUUUUGUAAAGUUCAGUAAUGAAAAACUGUUUGUUCACAUAAUCAUGUAAAUGAUUUCAUUGGGAAAUCAUAUUAUGUUUAAAACCUCUAUUUAAUUCUCAGGUAAAUAGAUAACUCAUUACAAAACACUAAAUAUCUCUUUCCAUAAGUUACUUAAAGGCAGAGAUAACUCUAUUACAUAACACUACGGACUAGUCAUUAAUGUUUGUUUGGCUCCCUCUGCCACAUCAGUCUGGCAUAUGGAUGAGCGUCCACCAUGAUCUUUCUGCUGAUCAAGUAGGCUACCUGUUUUUUCAGACUGCUUGAGUAAUUGCCACACAGAAUUUCUGGUGACCCUUAACAUAAAGGAAACUUUGUACAGAAUUUGUUCUGUAUUGCAACAGCAGAAUUUUCACUUUCAUAAUACGUUUUCAUAAUGAAAUAUCUCUGCUGCAAAUUGUAUGCCUCCAUGGUGUUCAUGAUUAAAAGGCAUUACCCCGUUGCUACCAACCUAUUUUAUUUAUUGUAUUGUACUGUAUUGUAUUGUAUUGUAUUGUAGUAUUUAUUUGCAUUCAUUGAUCCAGUCAGGUACAUGACCUUUGGAUUAGACAUUGUCAGCCGAUUACAUUGAUAUUUACAUAAGACUGUCGUAACAUAAAAUAAAUAAAAAUUAAAAUAUAUAUAAGAAACUAAUAACUCUAAUAACUAGAGUCAAUGGUAGAGCUAUACCCCCAGUCCCCCCUCCCCCCUAUAUUUUCAUUACACAGUGCUUAACUAAUUAAGCACAGGGACAAAUUUACCUCUAUAUACCUAGAGGCUUCUAAUUUUUCAGUUCUGGAAUUCAUUCAUUAUAAAAAUACAAGCAACUGAAAGGGUUUGAUGAAUAAAUAUCUCUAUUGCUGACCGCAGGAUAAUAAAAUGCUACUUUUUCGAAAGAUGGAGUUGUAACAGGAUGCACAGUCCCUUGAACCUUUGUCUGCAUGAUUAUCUUCAAACUAGCUGGAGAUGGCUCGGUGGCCAUGUGCUGACCAUGCACCAACUUGUCUGUAAUAUAUGUAGGUGGCUUGUAUUAUCCAGCUUUAUAUUACAGUAAAAUUGGAACAGAGUAAUAAUCUCUGUUCUUAACAAAUUGUGGAGAAAAUUGAAUCAUCAGAGAAGCUUUAAUACUCUGAAGUGGAUUCAGUACAGCUAUCCUUUGACCUGAAUUUGAUCAUGAAUGGUUGCAUCACCAACG
Messenger RNA from Cryptotermes secundus, 3476 nucleotides. RefSeq names its product putative carbonic anhydrase 3. Lineage: Eukaryota; Metazoa; Arthropoda; Insecta; Blattodea; Kalotermitidae. Gene Ontology annotation, cellular component: plasma membrane. Gene Ontology annotation, molecular function: carbonate dehydratase activity; zinc ion binding. The transcript has 8 exons. The record is from RefSeq and is a predicted model, not a curated record. Bases 428 to 1426 code for a protein of 332 amino acids.